Messenger RNA from Patella vulgata (common limpet), 1157 nucleotides. RefSeq lists its product as uncharacterized. The coding region runs from base 135 to 1025 and encodes 296 amino acids. NCBI's taxonomy places the organism in Eukaryota, Metazoa, Mollusca, Gastropoda, Patellidae. The transcript has 2 exons. Gene Ontology annotation, molecular function: serine hydrolase activity. The record is from RefSeq and is a predicted model, not a curated record.
GGUCAAAGUUCAUGUUCAUAUCGCGAUAUCGGGUUGCACAGUGUCACAAUUAUCAGUGAAGUUUUACUUGCUCUGAGUGACGGUGAUUAUAUGUAGGUUCUUCUUGGCAUAGAGGUUUCCAUGACAAAAAAAAAAUGGCGGAUAUUACACAAAACAACGAUGAAAGUGAUCAGACGCCGAUAAGUUGUCAACAGGAAUCAAAUUGUUUGUUUCACUUCAGCUGCAGAAAGCCAAAAACAGAACAAGCAGACGACACCAAGAUCUUUUCGGAUGCCUGUCUUAUAAUAAUCUUUGGUUGGUUUGGCGCCAAAAGUAGCUCUGUUGAAAAAUAUCGAAAUUUAUAUCAUGAACGUGGGAUUGAUGUUUUAUUUAUAGAAGGGAAAUUGCCACAGUUUGUUUGGCCACCGAAUUCUGUUGUAUUAGCGAAAGAGAUAAAUGAAUAUUUGGAAACGAAAUGUUCGAGGUAUAAAUAUUAUAUUGUACACGCGUUUUCUAUCGGUGCUUACAAUUUCACCAAUUGUUUACAGUUAGCGUCCCGGUAUCCGGGGCAGUAUGAUAAUAUAACGAUAAAAACUAUUGGUAUAAUUUACGACAGUCUGACGAUAGGUUCUGUAAAACAAAUGGUGAAUGGAAUGACAACAGGAUCUUCCAGUAACAAACUAAAACAAAUCAUUUUUAGACAUUUAUUGAACACGUUUUUAUUUGUAACCAAGAAAUGCAUAAUGGAUCGACAUGAAAAAUCAGUAGAAUUCUUUAAAGAGUCGCCUCUACAUGUUCCUACCUUAUUCUUCGCCUGUUUGAAUGAUCCAAUGAGUGACCCGGAUGCACUGAAUGCCAUGUUGACAUCCUGGCAGAAAAUGACGUUUGACGUAACUUCUAAAAUCUGGAGUAAAUCAGCCCAUGCGUCACAUUUAAGUCAUCACCAUAAAGAAUAUGUGAAGAAAUUAGACGAUUUUCUGGAUUUUGUUGGAAUAUAUGCCGAGAAAAAACAAAAGAAUGUCAACAUUUUAAAAUCUAAACUAUAAGUAAAAUAUCUGAUAUCUAUCUACCUCGUAAUUUCUACUUCUGUGAUAUAUCAGGGAUUAGUUUUUGUAUUUUUAAAAUAUUAUUUGAAUUUGAUGAGAGAAUAAUAAUGAAAAAAUAAAAUAUACCACAAU